Molecule: messenger RNA, 6708 nt
Organism: Xyrauchen texanus (razorback sucker)
Lineage: Eukaryota; Metazoa; Chordata; Actinopteri; Cypriniformes; Catostomidae
Product: mineralocorticoid receptor-like
Exons: 9
Coding region: 368-3286 (972 amino acids)
Biological process (GO): regulation of DNA-templated transcription
Molecular function (GO): zinc ion binding; DNA-binding transcription factor activity; sequence-specific DNA binding
Source: RefSeq, a predicted model, not a curated record
UGUCUGAGUCCCUCCGCUGUUUUUUUAGUCUGCUGUUGGGCGCCUUCAAAAAAACACCAAUUUAGAAGCAAUGUGCACGUAAACUGAAAACUGUCGACGGGACCUUUGGGUGAAGUCGUUGUCGACUGUUGUACGCGUACAAUGCGCUGUCGUUGAGGAUCGCCCUUAAUGUGCGCAGCGGUGUGCCGCGCGUUCAGCUGUCACAACAGAAACUAGUAGAUGUAAGCAGUCGCAACACUGGGAAUACUUCUAAAAACAAUUUUACUACACUAUUCUGUGUCAUUUUUGUCCUUUGGAUUACUAGUGGCAGCAGUAGGUAACUGUCAAAUUUGGAUGUCGUAAUUACGGUUUAUCAGAUGACCCAGGUAUGGAGACUAAAAGAUACCAAAGUUACAACGAGGGGGCACAUGCAGAAAACAAAUGGGCACAGAUGCCAAAAGAUACCAUGGAGUAUUGCUGUUCCACAGAAGAGUGUUUGAAAAAUAGUGAUGUGCUAAUGGAUAUUGUUAACUCAAGCAAUGCGCCUAACAUGCCAUCUGUGUGCAAGGAUAACAACUUUAAGAUUACUGACACAGCAAUGCUUAGACUUAACCAGAAUCAACCUCUUGCUUAUCCCUCCUUCAACAACUCCUUCCACCACCGCAAGUCAGAAACAGGCUCUAAGGAGCUCUCCAAAACUGUUGCUGAGUCUAUGGGCUUAUACAUGAAUGCUGCCAGGGAGGCCGACUUUGGCUUUGGCCAACAAGGUACUGCAGGAGGGCAGGGUAGCCCGAUUAAAGUGUAUCCUCUUUGUGGGAGAGCAGUUGAAGACAGCCAGCCUAGAACAACUGUGAGCCCAAAGAUGAAAGCUCCUCCAGCUCCAUUUCCAUCUGUGUCCCAACUGCCCAAUGGUGGCCCGCAGGAGUGUGCUGUAGGCUCUGCCCCAGUGCCCUCUGUACUGUCCACUGCUCUCUCUUGUGGUCCCGAUGGGUCUGGGCCCAUGUCUAGUCCUACUGGAAACAACCUGGUGUCGUCCACUACCAGCCCCACCUACUUUGACUCUGAUUGUCCAUCACUGGCCCCUGCCAGCACCAACUUGACCCAAGGUCACCACACCAGCUCCAGUACCUGUAGCUCUGUGAAAUCUAGCAUGGUGGGGUCACCUCCACUGGCUAGUCCUCUCAGUGUAAUAAAGUCUCCAGUUUCCAGCCCUCACAGUAUAGGCAGCGUGAGGUCACCACUUUCUUGCAACACUAACAUGAUAUCAUCUGUCUCAAGCCCAACAGGAAAUGGAGGCAAUAGUGGUAACAUUGGACCAUCAAUCUCUAGUCCGCCCACCGCUGGCACCAUGGCCAUGUCCAGUCCCAGGAACUCGUCCAAUGGCUUCUCUGUCUCAAGCCCUCCCAGUGGACUGGGCCUAGUGCAGAAUGACAUAAACAGCCCUGAGGGCAGAGAGCGUGGCUUCAAGGGAUUUGAGUUCCCAAAGGUAGAAAAUUUGGAUGGGGAAAUAUUUAACAUAGGCCUGGAUGCUAUGGGAAUGGCAAAGUAUAUCAAAAACGAGCCUGGCACUGAUUACAGGAGCAUGUGCCUAGGCAGCAGUAAGAGCACCAUACCACCGUCUCCUUUUGUUACUCAGAUUAAGACCGAACCAAACAGGGAGGUGACUUGUUCAAACCCCCAGUUUGGUGAGCUGCAUCACUCCCUGGGCUGCUUUCCUGCUACAGAGACCACAUACUUGUCUUUAAGGGAUAAUUUUGAUGAAUAUAGUCUUUCUGGGAUCUUGGGACCUCCUGUUUCUUCUCUGAACGGCAACUAUGAGCCUGGUGUGUUUCCGAACAAUGGCCUGCCCAAGGGGAUUAAACAGGAAACCAAUGAUGGCAGCUAUUACCAAGAGAAUAAUAAUGUGCCCACGUCGGCUAUUGUUGGCGUUAAUUCAGGUGGACAUUCAUUUCAUUACCAGAUUGGAGCGCAAGGAACAAUGUCGUUUUCAUGCCACAAUUUGAGGGACCAGACGAACCCCUUGUUGAAUCUAAUUUCUCCAGUUGCUGGAUUAAUGGAGACGUGGAAAACUUGCCCAGGCCUGUCACAGGGGCCUCUGUCUGCCAGGGGGGAGGGCUAUCCAGGCCCAGGUUGCCUUACAGAGAACAUGGAAAGUGCGUCGUUGAGACACACGUCUUCGACAGCCAAAGUGUGUCUGGUGUGUGGAGACGAAGCAUCAGGAUGUCACUAUGGGGUUGUGACAUGUGGAAGCUGCAAAGUUUUCUUCAAAAGAGCAGUAGAAGGUCAGCACAACUAUCUAUGCGCUGGGAGGAAUGACUGCAUCAUUGACAAGAUUCGGCGGAAAAACUGCCCAGCAUGCAGAGUACGGAAGUGUCUACAAGCUGGGAUGAAUCUUGGGGCACGAAAGUCCAAGAAGUUGGGAAAGAUAAAGAGCGUUAGCAACGAUUCUUGCCUGCAGAACUCAAAGGAUGGGACUCCGUUCCUGACCUCCAAGAAAGACUUGAGCCCAGCCACCGCACUUGUCCCCCAUGUCCCCGCGGUAGCACCAUUUUUGUCGCCGUCUGUCUGUAGUGUCUUGGAGCUCAUAGAGCCUGAAGUGGUGUUCUCUGGCUAUGACAACACACAACCCGACACCACCGACCAUCUGCUCACCAGUCUCAACCAGCUCGCCGGCAAACAGAUGAUCCGAGUGGUCAAAUGGGCCAAAGUACUUCCAGGUUUCCGCAGUCUACCCAUUGAGGACCAAAUCACGCUGAUCCAGUAUUCCUGGAUGUGUCUCUCGUCCUUCUCCCUCAGCUGGAGAUCCUACAAACACACCAAUGCCCAAAUGCUCUACUUCGCCCCUGAUCUCGUCUUCAACGAGGAACGGAUGCGGCAGUCAGCCAUGUACGAUCUGUGUGUGGGCAUGCGGCAGGUGAGCCAGGAGUUUGUCCGUCUACAGCUCACUUAUGAGGAGUUCCUCGCCAUGAAGGUUCUGUUGCUGCUCAGCACAGUGCCCAAAGAUGGUUUGAAGAACCAAGGGGCAUUUGAGGAGAUGAGGGUGAAUUACAUCAAGGAGCUCCGCCGCUCAGUUGGGAAGGCAACUAACAAUUCUGGCCAGACAUGGCAGCGCUUCUUCCAGCUCACCAAGCUAUUGGAUGCCAUGCAUGAACUUGUGGGGAGCCUGUUGGACUUUUGUUUCUACACUUUUCGCGAGUCACAGGCUCUGAAGGUUGAGUUCCCUGAGAUGCUGGUGGAAAUUAUCAGUGACCAGAUACCAAAGGUGGAGUCGGGCCUAACACACACCCUCUUCUUUCAUAAGAAAUGACUGAAAGUUCACAAAAUGAGGGAAAAAUUAAGGAUCAAAAGAGAGGAAAAACAGAGGACACCCAGCCCUCGGAGAGAGAGAAACAGAGCAAGCCCGCUAUGCACAAAGCAAGGCGUAUCGAGAAGCUAGGUUUAAAGCCAUAUAAGGCUUGGGCAGUGAGCGAAGACAAAGAGGGAUCUCUGUACCUGGCCAACAGAGAAGAACUCAUAUUUCUUGUGACAAUGCGUUCCUUACCCCCAAAGACAAUUCGGACAAUGUUCGAUAUGGAUAUGAAGCCAUAUUCUUUGGUAAAGCUAUAGUGCACAGGCACAUGCGAAUACAUCACACACUCUAGACAUUUCCUUGACUCCCUGAAUUGUCCAAUCUGCCAGUAAAUACAUAAAUACUGUUGCAGUAUGUACGUUGGCAUUCUUGAAAUUAUGGGAAAAUGCAUUACAACCAUUCUGUUUAUCGCUGAUUAAUAAAGAAAUAUAAUUUUCAUGAAAAGAGAAUUAAUUAGGGUAUUUGUAAAGAGGGCACGAGGAAGAACAAACUCCAAGGGCUAUAAAACUUUAAACCAGACUGAUUGGUAUGGUAGUUACACUUUCUUAUUAUUGUUAAAACAAUCAAAUCUAAACUGAUCUGCAAUAUAUGAUAACAAUAUCAUUUAAAAAUUUUACAAAUAUGUGCUAAUUAAGAAUUGGAAUAUGGUGAAAAAAAGUUCUGUUUAAUGGGCCUCAUUCAUUAAAGGUUUUGAGUAAACUUGUAGUAAUUUGUGCAUACAAUUGGCCUUUCAUAAACGCUUUAUACUCCCCAGAUUUGUUAGUAAAAUGUAUGUUAGUGAAUUCCAAACAUUCGCAAAUAGGGCGUGUGUGCACGUUCAUUCACAGUUAUCAUAAUCCACGGCCACGAAAACGCCAUAUAGGCACCAGACUCGCUAGUAAAUGCUUAUUUUUUUAAUUAAGUGCAUUCAUGUCAUAACAUUUUGAUUUAGCAAACACGACAGCAUCUCAAAGAAAGUGAGGACUUACUGUCAUCGCAUGUUUUUGCUGUCAUCGGAGGCUCUUUUGUUAAUCAAACAAUUCAAGAAGUCAAUAAAAAUGGUUUGACAUGAGUGUAAAAAUUUUUUAGAUGAUGCCCACCACCAUUAACCUUCUCUGGUUCGUUCGCAGUGCAUCGCCAGCAUCAUUUGUGAAACUUCUCAGAUAAAUCAUGAAGGUAACAGUGAUAUACUUGCAAAUUGCAACUGGAAGAACCUUCAGAGAAAUUAACAGACCGAUGUAUUGUGUACGUACCGGCCCGUGACAUUUAUUUAUAGAUUUAACAGCAUUUGCAUCAAUUGAAUGUGAUGCAAACUUUAGGCUUCAUAAUGCAUACUACAUUAUGAAGCCUAAAUUAUAGAGCUUAAAUCAAAUAAUAAUAAGAAGAAAAAAAGAAAAAAACUGUCCAACCAGUUACGUUAGUGGUCAUUAAUUGUUUGUUUUUUUUCUCAACAAAAUCAAACGCAAACUUCUGUUGAAAAUCGAUAAGCAGAGUUGGAAAAAUAAUAAAUACAAAUCCAAGCAGCAAGAAACGUUUCUAAAUAAGUACAAGCUUUUAUUUAUUUAUUUGUUAUUUUUUUAAGGUUAAUUUCACUCAUUAAAUUAGUUAAUUGUAUUAUUAUUUAACCUCCGUGUGACUGCAUUUUCCAUUUACCUUUUUGAUUCGAAACUAGUAGCACCUAAUAAAGCAAAAAAAUAAAAAAUAAACAUUCACAGUGAUAACAAAAUGAAACAUAAUAAAAUGUAUAUUAAAAUGAAGCGAAAUGACGCACAGAUGUAUUAAGAGUUGAAAGUUAUUCAAAAUAACUUAUCAUAUACUCUUGAGGAAAUGCGGUGCCAGUGUCCACACAUGUGGACAUCAUGUUUAUCAGGGCGCUGACACACGAAAAAUAAAAAAUACAUUUAAAGCAGCAUAAACAAAACUAGAGACUCUUAUUUACACCCAAAUAGGUUUCAAUGAAAAUUCUCAAAGAGAUGUCUUACCAGAGGCACUUUUGUUGGCACUGUAUCCGCAGGAGCGCUUCAAGGAAAUAGAAGGCAUGCUGUUGUGUCAAGUUACUUGGUACGGCAGAAGUUAACCCUUUAAAUUACAGUCUAGAGUCUUGUGAACAGUAUUCAGUCAGUUUUUAUUCAUUUCAAUUAUGCCAGUGGUUCUCAAAAUGUGGGGUACGGGGCGUAGGGGGUGCGGACGUAUUGCAAGGGGGGUGCGGAAGACUGACCCAUCUUCAAAUCUCGUUCAUUUUUACACAUUCAACAAAAAUAGUGAAAAUACACAUAAGAACCGAUGAACGCAGUUUUUUUUCCUCUGGCUUUUCUCCUGAGUUGUUUGAAAUUUAACCUGGCACCACAGUGCAUUCUGCACGAGCAACUCUUGACAGCACAAAGCGUUGAAGUCAGGUGUGCUCAUAUAAACAAUGUCGUUCUUGUAUGCACGCCAGUUUCAAAUGAGUGACGAGGUGAAUUAACACUUCAGUUUUGGUCUGUUCCCCACAAAACACUAUCAUAUGGCUUCAGAAGAAUUUAAAUCUAAGGCACGAGUGUUAUGGACAACUUUAAUGGCACUUUUAUGUGUGCUUUCGGAGCUUGGACAGCCACGAACACGAUCCUCUCAUCGCUCAAUCUUGUGUUUCACAGAUGAAUAAAGUAAUACGCCAGAUGAAUGGAGGAUUUUCAAUCAGAACCACUGAAUUAUGCAUUGUGUAUAGCGAAGCUAUGUGGAUGCGGGGAUUGCGCAAGGUUAAUUCCAAGUCAAUCAAAAUGUUUUAAUGCCAGUUUACCUGAAAGAACGCAACUUGUUCAGAUGACUUACACACGAUUUACACAUGGGCGGGAGCAGGUGUACAUUUUGUUCAUACCAUAUAAUGCUUUGAAAAUAUGGUGUCCGAGAAUUUACGUCAGAACGGCUUUACAAAUGACUUACACAAAAAAAUGUUUGCUCCUGUUUCAUGAAUGAGGCCCAAUGAGUUGUGCAUAGAGAAAAUCACCAAGCUGAGCUGAGAUUGGAUAUAGGUAAGAAACUCAAAUUCAAUUAAAAGUGUGAGAAAAAAGAGAGCGCAUUUGUGAUGUCACCUUAUUUCCGUGGCAAAUGUUUACAUAAUAAGUGCUGGUCACACUGGUGUAUUGCUGGGGUGGCCUGAUGAUUCAUAAUCUGACAUAUAUGGCAGCUUGACAAAAACACUAUUCGUAAGAAGUGAGAAAAAAUAAGACCAAAAGUUUUUUUUGUUUUUUUUUUACUUUACAGCUAACACAGCAAAUAUUAUGGCUUGCCUUGUAAAAAAAAAAUCAGUUCACUUAGACACAAAUGGCAUAUUCUGUGUGAGGGCUAGGAUUGUAGCAAAUUUUGUAAAUUGUACCCAAGCUGCUACUAAACCAGCUUCCUUUUGACAUUAAUAAAAAAUACUA